Molecule: messenger RNA, 1670 nt
Organism: Monopterus albus (swamp eel)
Lineage: Eukaryota; Metazoa; Chordata; Actinopteri; Synbranchiformes; Synbranchidae
Gene: rab40b
Product: RAB40B, member RAS oncogene family
Exons: 6
Coding region: 39-902 (287 amino acids)
Biological process (GO): intracellular signal transduction
Molecular function (GO): GTP binding; GTPase activity
Source: RefSeq, a predicted model, not a curated record
GCCAUGAGGGGACACGGCAGCUGCCAUUUGGUGAGAGGAUGAGCCACAGAAGCAGCCCGGCCAGGGCGUACGACUUUCUGCUCAAGUUCCUGCUGGUGGGGGACAGCGAUGUCGGGAAGGGCGAGAUCCUGGCGAGCCUGCAGGACGGAGCCUCCGAAUCCCCGUACGGAUACAACAUGGGAAUCGACUACAAGACGACCACCAUCCUCCUGGAUGGGAGAAGAGUGAAGCUGCAGCUCUGGGACACGUCUGGUCAGGGACGAUUCUGCACAAUAUUCAGAUCCUAUUCCAGAGGAGCACAGGGAGUUAUUCUGGUGUACGACAUUGCCAACCGUUGGUCCUUUGAUGGAAUCGACAGGUGGAUCAAAGAGAUAGAUGAGCAUGCUCCAGGGGUGCCUAAGAUCCUUGUUGGGAACCGUCUCCACCUGGCCUACAAGCGUAAGGUGACCACGGAGCAGGCGCAGGUGUACGCUGAGAAGCUGGGCGUCACUUUCUUCGAGGUGAGCCCACUGUGUAACUUCAACAUCACUGAGUCUUUCACCGAGCUCGCCCGCAUCGUUCUGAUGAGACACGGCAUGGAGCGGCUGUGGAGACCCAAUAAAGUGUUGAGUCUUCAGGACCUCUGCUGUCGCUCCAUCGUCUCCUGCACUCCGGUCCACCUGGUUGAUAAACUCCCCCUCCCACUGGCUCUGAAGUCCCACCUCAAGUCCUUCUCCAUGGCCAACGGCCUCAAUGCCCGCAUGAUGCAUGGACGCUCCUACUCCCUCACCGCCAACGCUGCUGCUCACCACGGCACCACCAAAAGAACCAGAGGGAUGCUGCUGAAAAAACCCAAACUGAUCCGAGCACCACCGCUCAGCCCAUCUGCACAGAGCUGCAGAAACAGCUGCAAAAUAUCCUAACAGUUGGAUGUAUAGACAGGAUGUUGUGUCUGUAAACACAUCUGCUUUCAAGACAGACGGGAGUCAUGACACCAGGAACUCAUUUGUUUGUUUUAAACCUGCUCCCAAACUGCUGAUACUGCAGUGACUGAGCAGCAGAAAAUAAGGAAGUGGAAAUGCAAACUGCUGCAGUCAGCAGUUUGCCUUCACUCACAGGAGCACAGAGAGCUGAAGUCCUGCCACUUUUAAAGCUAGCCUUUGUUCAUCAGCCUCAGAGAGAAAGUGGAUUUUCUCCGAAGGUCUCUCUUAAAAGCUCAAACAUAAUGCUUGAGUUGCCAGGUCUUCACAGAUCCAAACAUGCUACCUGAUCUGAAAUGGACCUGGGGGAAACUUAGCUUAACUUGACAUAGACACCAUAACUUCUCAAAUAAAAGCCUAAUGUGUUAAUUUCCAUGUGGUGCCCAGUGUAGCGAUGAUUGCAGCAGCAGUAAGUCCCACCACAGCCUGAGACGUAUGUUGACUUUCUGGAUCAGUUUUGUCGUUUGUGUUGUCUUUUCUCACGUAGACACACAAAAGAAAUGACAUCAUGUCCAGAUCAACAGUAAACAUGUUGGUGUCAAAGCCAGACAGCAAGGACUCCUCUCCUACAUUCAUCAGUUCUUCAGUGUGACCGAGGGUCAGGCCACAGCUGGAAAAAUGUCUGAGAUUUCACCAUGUUUGGGGGGAAAAAAGCAUGUUAUGACAAAAAAUAAGAGUGUUUGUAAUAUUUUGAGAAUAAAAUAAAAAAUG